Messenger RNA from Symbiodinium natans, 582 nucleotides. NCBI's taxonomy places the organism in Eukaryota, Dinophyceae, Suessiales, Symbiodiniaceae. The record is from the annotation of a GenBank genome assembly.
AUGGCUUCCGAGCAGAAGGACGUGGCUCAGGAGGUCAACGACGAUGAGGUCAACAUCAACUCGACGGUGGGCUUGGUGUCGGCGCUGAUCAUGUCUUGCAUGGCCUCCGGCCUCACGGACUCCUGGGAGUUCAACCAGGACACCCGCCUCUGCGAAGAGCUAUCGGGGACGUGGUGCUUCCCGAAGUUCGAAGUCUACCAGGUCUGCCAGUGCUUGAGCAUGAUCUGCAACAUGGUGGCCAUUAUGACCUCCAUCGCCCGGCUGCUCGCCUUCCAGCGGAUGGACUCCUGGCACAGUGCCGAGCUGCGGGACGAGAUCACGAAGGGAUUCCUUGGCAAAGUCUGCGAUGCCACACCCAGUGCUGCCAUGGCUUUGGGAGUGGUCUUCUAUGCUGCUGGCUACCUGAUCCAAGCCUCCAUCGUCAUGCCGGCGGGCAACGUUGGAAUGUGCAUAGGCUUCCUUGCGCUGGGGGUGCUCUUCUGGGUGAACAACGAGGUCAUCAUCCAGCGAGCGAAGAAGCGUGUCCGCAACAGGACCACUUCGGAAUCCAUCUUGGACCUGCCGCAGCCGACAGAAACUUAG